AUGAGUCUUUUUGCAAAAAACAAAAAGAACAUAAAAUCUAUACAUCCUGACCACUUACCGAACCUUGGCUCAGUGACUGAAGAAGACUUCUCAUCCAUUUUUGAAACAGUGCCUCGAUUUUCACCAAGAGAGCCUUGUGCUAUGAAAGAUAAAUAUCGCAGAGCAGUUGGAAAAGAACGUGACCGUCCACGAAAGACCGACUUCUCAACCGAUAGCCAAGAUCUCACGAAACCUCAGAGCGCAGGUGUCACCGAAAAAACGGCUGUUGAUAUAAAAGGUUCGGCACUGCAAGGAUGGACGAAGUCGACGAUUAGCGCUAAAGCUUGA
Cylicostephanus goldi is the source of this 327-nucleotide messenger RNA. The record is from the annotation of a GenBank genome assembly. NCBI's taxonomy places the organism in Eukaryota, Metazoa, Nematoda, Chromadorea, Rhabditida, Strongylidae.